Messenger RNA from Rosa rugosa (rugosa rose), 6459 nucleotides. Its product is annotated as disease resistance protein At4g27190-like. Bases 956 to 5575 code for a protein of 1539 amino acids. Gene Ontology annotation, molecular function: ADP binding. The record is from RefSeq and is a predicted model, not a curated record. NCBI's taxonomy places the organism in Eukaryota, Viridiplantae, Streptophyta, Magnoliopsida, Rosales, Rosaceae. The transcript has 12 exons.
GGCUUCACCGCUAUGUCAGCCAACAUAGGCGGUUCAUUUUUUUCUUCUUUGUCUGUUGCACUCAGGAACCGAAAGUUCUUCGUCCUCUGCAAGUGGCUCUUGUUGCUGCAAAUAUAAAAGAGCCCGAUAUUUUCUCCGUCCUGAAUAGGGAAAAGAACAGAACUGCUCUCUACUCCAAUUUUUCCUUCAAUUUUGGGUGGAAGGUAAAUAUGAAUUUGGGUGUUGCAGAAUUUGAAUAGGAUUCAUGAGAUUUUGCUGAAUUUCCAAUCUCAUCCGACUGAAAACCUCGACGGAGGCGGGGGAGCUCGAUUCGGAGCAAUCCGACCCGGAAUCGUGGCUUUUUCCGUCGUCAUCAUCAACAAUCAUGGAGGCUUGGUACUCGCUAAAUCGUUCGAUUUAUGCCAUCUGGAAUCUACAAGAAUCGAAUUGAAUUUGAAUUUGAAAUCGAUGAGAAUCGAGUUUUCGAGAAGGUGUGAAGGUCCGGGGUUAUGGUCUCUAUAGGGGAUACGAUGUGGAGCUUUUCCUGUACCAGAACUUUAACCUGCUUGUUACCUCUUGCGCAUAUUACGUUACUACCCUAAGGAAUCAGCCACGCACGCCUGGCCCACUGUACGUGGGGUUAAGAUAUGAGUGAUCCAAAAAUAUGAGGAAUAAAGGAAGCAUUAUUACGCGCCACUCAUUUCCAAAAAUAUGAGUGAUCCAAGUUAGCCAAGCCCCAAAGAGUUUCGCUCAUUACAAACUGAAAGAGAGUUUAGCUCACUUGAACAAUCUUCUGAUUUCAGUAAUCCUCCCCGAAUUCCCUUUCAUCUGGCAACAAGUGACGAGCAAAAGAUCAAGCUUGGUUGUGGGUUGGGAAUUGCAGCUUGUUUCGUUGCAUCAACGAACUUUAGUUUUACUUUGAUUGCUCUACGUACUUCAACAAAAAGAAAAGCAAAAAGCCAACUAAAUAAUAGGAAUGGAGUUUCUUUCAAAGAUUGUGGAGUACCCGAUUGAACUUGUUGGACGUCUACUGGGACGCCAAGUGGGUUAUGUAAUUCACUGCAGAACCAACAUUCAAAAGCUACAGGAUCAAGUGAAAGAAUUGAAAGCUGCCAGAGAGACGAUAAAGUAUAAGGUUGCUGAAGCUGAAACAAAAGGUGAAAAAAUACGACAUGAUGUCGAGUUGUGGCAGACAACAGUGGACGAGAUCACUGCAAAGACGGACGAAUUGUUGAAUGACGAAAGCCAAGCAGAGCUGAAAUGUCUCCAUGGCUUUUGUCCUAAUCUGACUGUCCGUCAUCAGAUAAGCAGGAAAUCAACAAAAUUGGUUGAGGAGGUUGUUGAACAGUAUGGAAAAAAAGAAUUUUCCCAAGUUUCGUGUGGUAAUUUACGGAAGGAGGUAUGGGAUGUAACUACCGGAGAUUACCAGGCCUUUGAAUCAAGGAUGUUAAUUGUUAAGGACAUCAUGGAUAGUCUGAAAGUCUCUGAUAUUCAGAGGAUUGGGGUGUGUGGAAUUGGAGGAGUGGGUAAAACCACAUUGGUCAAACAAGUUUACAGGCAAGCUUCAGAAGAUAAACAGUUAUUUGAUAAUGUGGUUAUGCUAUUAGAUGUGAAAAGUAAUCCAGACCUGGAAUUAAUUCAAAAGAAAAUUGUUGAGAAGCUGGGUAUGGACGUUCUUGAUAAUGAAACGAUAGACGGAAGAGCGAGCCGUCUAUGUGCCAGGAUACAAGGCAAAAACGUUCUUGUGAUUUUGGAUGAUGUUCAAGAAAAAAUGGAUUUGGAGGUUGUGGGACUUCCUCGUCUGCCAACUUGUAAAAUUUUGUUGACAUGUAGAACUCGAGAAGUUUUAUCUUUUCAUAAGAUGCGGGCGGAAAAAGUGUUUCAGCUUGACAUUUUAAAUAAAGAAGAAACUUGGAGUAUGUUUGUGAAGAUGGCAGGUGAUGUUAUUAAACAAAAUGAUCGUAUACGAGAUAUAGCGAUCCAAGUAGCUGAAAAAUGUGGAGGUUUGCCUUUGUUAGUCGUCACAGUUGCGAGUGCUUUAAAAGAGAGAAAUAAAUCAGAAGCAUGGAAAGAUGCCUUAAGACGACUCAGAAGGUUUGACAAGGAAGAGUCAAUAGAAAAAGCAUACAUGACUUUAGAGUGGAGUUACGAGCAAUUAGAUGAUAAGGAGCUUAAACCGUUGUUCUUACUAUGUGGAAUUUCAGCGCGGCAGAACCAUAUUUAUCUGCAGGAUUUGUUGAAUUAUGGUAUGGGUUUAGGUUUGUUUUUAAACAUCAAUACAGUGGAAGAAGCAAGGGAUGCAUUGGAUUCACUACUUGAAAAACUCAAAGAUUCUUGCUUGUUGAUGGACAGUGAUGUUGAUGGCACGGUUAGAAUGCAUGAUCUUGUAUGUCAUGUUGCUAACCGGAUUGCAAAGAGAGAUCAACACAUGUUAUCAGUAGAGUAUGGAGGUGAGUUGAAAGAAUGGCCAAGUAAGGAUUUCUUAAAGAAGUGCACUAAGAUCUCUCUCCUGCAAGUCAAUAUUCCUACACUUUCUGAAAUGCCUUUGGAAUGUCCAGAAUUAGAAUUGUUUCACUUGUACAAUAAAGAUUUCUCGAUGGAAAUCCCAUCCAACUUCUUUAAAGAGAUGCAGAAACUCAAAGUUCUGGAUUUAACCAACAUGUAUAUGCCAUCAUUGCCUUUAUCUCUUCAAUACUUGAAGACGCUUCAAACGUUGUGCUUAGAUGGGUGCAUGCUGGGAGAUAUAACUCUACUCGGGCAGCUAAGCAGCUUAGAAAUUCUUAGCCUUUUACAAUCCAAUUUUGAAGAAUUGCCUAGAGAAAUAGGGCAAUUGACUCGUCUUCGGUUAUUGGAUUUAUCCGAGUGUUAUAAACUUGAAGUGAUUUCACCUACUGUCAUAUCAAGCUUGGUGAGAUUGGAAGAUUUGAGAAUGAGAAACAGCUUUAACAAAUGGGAGGUUGAAGGUGAAAGUAGUAAUGCAAGCCUGUCUGAGCUAAAGCACUUGUCUCAGCUAUCCGCAUUAGAAAUACAUAUUCCGAAUGCUGACAUUCUUCCAGCAAACUUGUUCUCCCACAAAUUAGAGAGAUAUAAUAUUUUUAUUGGAGAUGCAUGGGGUAUGGGAUAUUCUAUGGCUAGAACGAGCCUUAACACACUGAAACUCAAGCUCACUAGCAACAAUAUUAUGGGAUUGGAUGAAGGCCUAAAAUCGUUGCUGAAGAGAGCUGAGGACUUGUCCCUAGAUGAGAGUAUAGUUAAUAUUGUCCGGCAAUUGGAUACCAAAGAUUUUGAGAACGUGAAACAUCUCCGACUCCAAAACAUCUUUCACUUUACAUAUAUCAUUGAUAGAAAGGUUGUAUUCCCCAAAUUAGCAACCUUGUCGGUGCAUGGAUGUGAUAAUUUAAAAUUUUUAUUCUCAUUUUCUAUGGCUAAAAGUCUUAUACAACUUACACAUCUAGAGAUAUCCGUCUGUAAACUCCUGCAAGAGAUUGUAUCAUCAACAAGAGAAGGCGGUGAAGACAAUAUGGAUGACAUGUUUUUUAAACUUAAAGUUUUGAAGCUUGAAGAACUUCCAAACCUCGCUAGAUUCAACACAGGAAAUUAUAUUGAGUUCCCGUCAUUGGAAGAACUGGAGGUAAAUGGCUGUGAUAAUCUGGGGGCAAUCAUUGGUGAUAAAGUUUCUAUGAGUAGUAAAGACACUAGAAGCUGCAAAGAAAUUGAACAUAGGGUCUUGGAAGAGGAAGAGAACCUUGAAGUCAAGAGUGAGACCGUUGUGAAAUACUCCCUCUUUAACAAAAAGGUUGUGUUCCCAAACUUAGCAACCUUGUCAAUGCAUGGAUGUGAUAAUUUAAAAGUAUUGUUCUCAUCUUCCACGGCUAAAAGUCUUGUACAUCUCAAACAUCUAAACGUAUCCGCCUGUAAGCUCCUGCAAGAGAUUGUAUCAUCAACAAGAGAAGGCGGUGAAGACAAUAUGGAUGACAUGUUUCCUAAACUUGAAGUUUUGAAGCUUGAAGCACUUGCAAACCUGGCUAGAUUUAGCACAGGAAAUUAUAUUGAGUUUCCGUCAUUAGAAGAGCUGGAGGUAAAGGGUUGUGAUAAUCUGGGGGUAUUCAUUGGUGAUAAAGUUUCUGUGAGUAGUAAAGACACUAGAAGCUGCAAAGAAAUUGAACAAAGGGUCUUGGAAGAGGAAGAAAAUCUUGAAGUCAAGAGUGAGACCGUUGUGAACUACUCCCUCUUUAAUGAAAAGGUAGGAUUUCCUAUCUUGAAGAGAUUGUGCAUCAGAGGGAUAAGGGAGUUGAAGGCGAUAUGGCACGUCCAACUAUCUCAAAACUCAUUUUGGAGACUCAAAGAAGUUAAGGUUGUCAAAUGCGAGAAUCUAAUAAGUUUGUUUCCGCCUAGUGUCAUGAGAAGAUUGAAUACGCUGGAAACCUUGAACAUAUGGAAUUGCAAAUCACUAGAAGUGGUAUGUGACGAAAUUGUUGUUGCAGAAGAGGAACAAGAAGUUGUAGAAACAACUCCUCCUCAAUUUGUGUUUCCAAAAGUAACAUUGGCGGAGUUGGGGAAUCUACCUCAACUUACGGGCAUAAAUGCUUCACAAUGGCCAUCACUCAAACGAUUGGAGGUGGAUGGAUGUGAUAAAGUGGGAAUUUUUGCCACAGAAUUUUCUCACUUUGGAAAGAAAUAUGAGAUGGAACCUCUAACAACGUCUCAAAAGCCUUUAUUUCUAACCGACAAGGAUUCAUUCCUCAACUUGGAGGACUUAAUAUUGAAUGACAUGGAAAUUUGGAAUGGGCCACCCCCAGCGGAUCAGUUAGUGUUUGGCAAAUUAAAAUCAAUAAGCUUUUAUGGGAAUUGUGCACCUUUCUCCAAGCAAGCUUCGGUCCUUUUUCUCCAGAGGUUACAAAAUCUUGAAACAAUUUGGGUGCGGCACAAUUCUUGUGAUAGAAUUAAUGGUAGCACUACUGGGGAAGAAAUACAUGAUAAUGCAGUUGGGAGCGGGACCCUCCCCCGUGUAAGGAGGUUGAAGCUGUUCCUUAUGGACCAACUGAUGGAUCUAGAGAAUGACAACUCCCAAUCACUACUUUUCCCAAAUUUGGAAACUCUUGUGCUGUGGAAGUGUUCCAGAUUAAAAAGUAUAGAGUCAUCCGCAAUAUCCUUCCGGAAUCUUACAACUUUGAGUGUAUACGAGUGUCAUGGAUUGGAAUAUUUAACAAGUUAUUCGAUGGCUAAAAGCUUAGUGCAACUCAAGACAUUGGAAGUGAGCUGCUGUAAAAGUCUUAUAGUGAUAGUGGCAAGCAAUGUGGGUAACGAUGAUGUUGAUGAUGCAGCAGGAAAUGAGAUUGUUUUCAGCCACUUGCAACGUUUGGGGCUUGGUUCUCUACCAAGUCUACAAAGCUUUGGCUCCGGAAAUGGCACACUCAAAUUUCCAUCCUCCAUGACCUUAGAAGUAAUUGCAUGCCCGAUCAAGUUGAAGAUUUGCCCUGAUGGGGUCCUCCUAACAGAAAUAGAGGGAAAAUGUGAGCAAAAAGGAGAUGAUGACGUUGAUAGUGAUGAUGAUGAUGAUGAUGAUGAACAGAAAAAUGAUGUCGAAACAGCUUAGAGAACUCCUAAAAUAUCAUCUGAGGAGCAUGCUCUCUAGUUGCUUCGACAGCACACCAUUUCAAAAUUGGAUUGGAUCGGAAGAAAUAUAUCCAAUCAGAUCACUUGUGAUGUUUGGAGGCUCAGAUAUGUUAGGAUCGGAAAUUUUAUAUCCAAUCAGACACGGAUAAAAGAUCCUGUUGAAAUGGUGUGAUAAAUUAAAUCCCGCUACUUAUCUCUUCGUCUUUCAGCCUCGUCGACAACGUAGAACUUCUCUCUUCCUCUGCGACCUUCACCUUCCUAUGCUCCGUCACAAUGCUCUGGCCCUCUGCGGCCAUUUGACCUCCUGUUGCUGUCUCUCAGAGUUUGGUUAUAUGGCUUCAAGAUUACAUGAUGAAUUAGCUUCUGCGGACAUGCAAUUGGAAAAGCUGCCAAAGUGCCUCCUACAAUAGAGGAAGUUAAUCAAGAGCUUAACAACCAAGAGCUUGCUAAUGUAUUUGAUUCCAAGGUAGAACCAGACCAGAAAUCUACUGCUAUAUCUGAAGAUAAACUUUUCAACUACAAAUUGAAUCAAAGCCUUUAAACUUGUUAUGGCUGAUUCUGCUUAGCUUUUGGCUCUAGAUAAAGCCCGAAAUUUUCUACAAUAAAAUUAGGUAGGUCGCUAGUAGAGUUCCCUAUCUAUAAUUUUGCUAUUUACUGAAAUAAUUUUUCUGUAAGGAAAGAUGGAGUUCUUCGUACAGCUUAUUUGUAAGUCAUACAGACUCUGAUUUUGGGAAUGGUUAGAACUUUUUAGUUAUUGGCAUAUUCAAACCUAGUAAUUUGUAUUUUGUUGUACCAAUGGAUCAUGGUAUUUGUAAGAUAUAGGUUGUUGCUUAUAGAUCUUAUGAAAUUUGGAGAUUCACCAUC